CACAUCAGCAUUGCCAAGCAGUGCCACGUCACACAGUGCCACGUCAGCAACAGUGCCAUGUCAGCAGUGCCACAUCACACAGUGCCACGUCAGCAGUGCCACGUCAGCAACAGUGCCAUGUCAGCAACAGUGCCACGUCAGCAGUGCCACGUCAGCAAUACCAUGUCAGCAGUAACAGUGCCACGUCAGCAGUGCCCCGCCACCAUGACGGGCACAACUCUGGGCAUGCCAGGCCAACUGGCCAACGAGUCUCUUGCCGACUACAAACAGCGGUUCCAGGCUCAGCUCGCUCUGAUCGAGGCUGAGGAACAGCGCCAGCUGGCAGCCGAGGCCGCCCGCCUACAGGCUGAAGCAGCGGCAACAGCUGAGAAGCAGCGGCUACAGGCCGAAGCAGACGCAGAUACCCAGGCUUGCCGCAAGGAGGCCCAGGAUCUGCUGCAGCGGCAUGAAGCUGCCAGCAUCGAAAGACUCAAGUUCUGGCACUUUGAACCGUCCAACGGCGACGACGCGACACCGGAAGAGCAGCAUAAGGAGUUCCUCUCCAAGCUCGUGACACGGUUGUUGUACGCUUGCAACUACCAACGGUCCGAGUUAGAGAGACAAAACCAGGAACUGCAGCAACGAUACCAGGAUCUGAAGACACAGCACCAGGAGUUGGCGAACCUCCGCCGGAUAGUGCAGAGCCACGAGGAUGCUACAUGGGCACUCAAUUCCCGUGUAUUGGACCCGGAGCACGCCGUACCAGGACCAGAUGCUGGUGAGUCCAGCAGUGCACCCUCUCACCGCCAACUGGAGCAACGCGUCGACCACGUCGUCGCAAUGCUCGGCGACAUCAGCACCUUUGCUGCGCCGACCACCAUCAGCAAUCAGCUGGAUACUUUGAAGACCGAGGUCCAGCAAUUGCAGUCGACGAACACGGAUGGCAACAAUCCAAAGCAAUACAAGAUGCCAACUUUUCAACUUGAGAAGUUCGACGACUACACGCAUCAGGACCCGGUGCUCUGGUGGGAAGCUUUCACGACGCAACUUCGGGUUCUGCCUUUCGCCAAGCACGAGUACAUUGGCGCCCUGUUCAUGAACUCUGGCGGAUGCCAGAUCUGGUUAACCCACCUGGCAGCCACCCACGGCGUCGACAUCGCAGAUCUGAAAGACAAGAUCUCAUGGGAAGAGUUAACACGGCUGUGGAAGAAGCGGUUCAUCGUCGACGACGCACCAACACUCGCCAUCAACCGUCUCUUCACCAUGACUCAGGGCAACACAGCAACACGUGACUGGCUCACGGAAUGGCAGAAGAUCGCGGCAACGCCCGAUCUUGACCUCCAUUUCCGCAUCUGCGCCAAGGUGAGAACUGGUCUGCGACAGCAGCAGUUCGCUGCAGUCCAAUCGGACAACACUGUGGAAGACCCGACAGCCACCCAAGCGUCACGUGAGGGGGAUCAGGUGGCUGCUGUCCAGCCGCGAAGCAACAACAAGCCCCGAGUAAACAGGAAGGCGAAACCAGCAUCGCAGGCCGAAAACGGACAGCCAGCACCAUGGGUCAAGUUCAACUUGACCGAGACCGAGUACAAGUACCGCGGCCGUUACGGCUGCUGUUACUGGUGCAACAGCACCAAGCACAAGACCUCCCUUUGCCAGGAUCAGGCCAAGGAGGAUGUGCAGCCUCUACCGACUCCGUUGAUGGACGCCGGAGUAAAGGUUGUCGACCUUCACGCCUACAUUGCGAAGAUCGACCACGAGUUCAAGACGCAACGGUACGACGACAUCGACGCACCAUUGCUAAAUGUACGCAUCCAUAUCGGAGAGGCGACCUGCAGCGCUUUGAUCGAUUGCGGAGCAUCUCGCAACUACAUGAGUCAGGACUUCAUGGUACGCGCCGGCCUUGGCCCACGAGUCCGAAGGAAGUCCCAACCCACGCAAGUCACAUUGGCGGACGGUCACACACACAAGUCAAUCGACCAGUGCAUUGAUGACGUCCCAGUGUACUUUGCCCCUCACGCAAGUGAGGCAGUGUCCUUUGAUUGGAACGAAGUACUAGUCCCAUGCACGGUAGCUCCUCCUCACCCUUCAAUCAGCUGUAACGUGGUAUCCGCCGCAAGCAUGCGAGCUUCCAUCAUCAGAGACGACAUCGAGGAGAUGGGGGUGUGUUUUCUCCACGCCCUCCCGCCCCAUGACGCUUCACCGACGGACUCAUCUUCGGAUCCAUGCAUCACCGAGCUUCUCGACGCCUACAGCGAUGUGUUCGAAGGUCCGCACGGAGUAGUACUGGAUUGGCCCAUCCGCCACGAGAUCAUCCUCGAGGACGGGGCCGUACCUCCGCGCGGUUGCAUCUACCGAAUGAGCGAGGAAGAGUUAAGUGUGCUUCGGGCGCAACUCGACGACCUUCUGGAGAAAGGCUGGAUWCGGCCUAGCUCAUCGUCAUACGGUGCUCCUGUUCUCUUCAUCCGGAAGAAGAAAAAGGAUUUGCGGUUGUGCAUCGAUUAUCGCAAGCUCAACGCGCAGACGAUCAGAAAUGUCGGCCCUCUCCCACGCAUCGACGACCUUCUCGAACGACUGGGCGGCGCCAAGUUCUUCUCCAAGCUGGACCUCAAGUCGGGAUAUCACCAACUUCAGAUUCGGAAGGAGGAUCGCUACAAGACCGCGUUUAAGACCCGGAGUUUGGACGAGCAUAUGGAACACCUGCACACCGUUUUGGAGCGGCUACGACAGGCCAAGUACAAAGCCAACCGCGACAAGUGCGAAUUUGCACGGCAGGAGCUGGAGUACUUGGGACAUUAUGUGACGCCGCAAGGCAUCCGUCCGCUUGCGGACAAGAUCGAGGCCCUACGAGUAUUGACCGAGCCCACCAACACCACGGACGUUCGUUCAUUCAUGGGAUUGGCGGGCUACUAUCAGCGAUUCAUCACCGGAUACUCGAGGAUUGUUGCACCUAUGACGAGAUUACAAUCGCCAAAGGUGCCAUUCGUAUUCGAUGACGACGCACGCCGGUCAUUCCAAGCACUUAAGACGGCUAUGCUCAUGGCACCCGUCCUUAGCAUCUAUGACCCCACCCUGCCGACGAGAGUGACUACGAACGCUUCCGGCUAUGGCAUUGGGGCAGUCUUGGAACAGCACGACGACGACGACUGGCACCCUGUGGAAUAUUUCAUCCACAAAGUGCCUCCCAUCAACUCACUUGAUGAUGCAAGGAAGAAGGAGCUGCUCUCAUUCGUGAUGGCUCUUAAGCACUGGCGGCACUUCCUCCUUGGGCGUCGUAGGUUCACAUGGGUCACAGACAACAAUCCAUUGACCUACUACAAGACGCAGGAUACGGUGAGCAGCACGAUCGGACGAUGGAUGUACUUCAUCGACCAAUUUGACUUCACACCAAAACAUCUUCCCGGCCUCUCCAAUCGCGCAGCAGAUGCACUCUCGCGAAGACUUGAUCUUUGCGCUAUGACACAUCAUGCCUUCGCAUUCGACGAGGAGCUCCACCACUAUCGCAUCGCCGAUGGGUACUUGCUCCUGCACUCGCGGGGCAAGGACUUACUAUGUGUCCCACGCGACCGCCGUCUUUGGACUCGCCUCCUCGGCGAGUAUCAUGAUUCGCGACUCGCCGGCCAUUUCGGAGUCAACCGCACUAUUGCACGGCUUCGACAACGAUUCCGAUGGCCCGACCUCAUCACCGACGUCACGAGGUAUUGUGACUCUUGCGAAGUUUGUCGACGAAGCAAACCCCGCAACCGCAACCCCUACGGCGAGCUGCGCCCGAUGCUGAUCCCGCAGGAACCCGGUCUCUCCAUUGCCAUGGAUGUCCCCGGACCAUUCCCCCGCGUCCGCCUCGGACACGGCGGCAUCCUCACGGUUGUGGACCGUUUGAGUAAGUAUGUGCGUUUUCUCCCUUGCAAGUACUACUCCACGGCUCCCGAGCUGGCACGCCUCUUGCACACCGGUUGGAUUUGUGGCCACGGUGUACCGGAAGACAUAGUUAGCGACCGCGACACUCGCUUCAUGUCGGCAUUUUGGACUGCUCUCAUGCAGGAGUCCGACACGAAGAUGAAGCCAAGUUCGGCUCGGCAUCCACAGACAGACGGGCAGACGGAGCGGGCACAUCAGCCGACUCAAAUGAUGCUUCGUACGCUCAUCCGUCCGGACCAGAAAGAUUGGGUUGACCGCCUCCCCGACAUCGAGUUCGCCUACAACACUUCGGUGCACCCGGCGAUCGGUGUGACUCCAUUCGAGUUGCACCACGGUGGACGGAAAGGCCGUAUCUUCGCCGACCUUCUCCUCCCACGACCAGCCGACAUCGAUGCCGCUUGCUCUCCCGCUUCCGUCCGGAAGUACAGGGAAUUGUUGGCUCAAGCCCGCGCGAAUAUGCAAAAGGCUCAAGUCUGCAUGCAGAAGCAAGCCAACAGGGAUCGCGUGCCAUGUCCCAUCCGCGCCGGCGACCUGGUUUGGGUUUCCGCGGAAGAGUUUGCACUGGAACAGGAGGUCUCACGCAAACUGCUUCCCAAGUGGUUUGGACCAUGGCCCGUAACAUCAGCCACGGGCGAUGAGCCCGAUGGCCCUUCAUUUGUGAUCAACAUCCCCCCGCAUCUGACGGUCCAUCCAGUCUUUCACACCUCAAAGCUGGCAACAUACAAGCCAGCUAAGAGCGGCGACUUUCCGGGCCAACGAUCGCAGGACCCUCGUUCUAUGGAUGGUCAUCAGGAAGUUGACCGCGUCAUCACCGAUUGCAAGUACGGCAGCAAGCCGCGACAGUACAAAGUUACAUUCAAAGCCUGCUAUCGCGACGACACUCGGUGGAUUUCAGGAGCAGAUUUGAAAGCAUCCGCACCGCUGAUCUACGCGCAUUAUGAGAAGCAAAGGUUAGCUCAGGAAGCUUCACGACCAGCCCCUCCCACCCGGACUGUGGUCCCUCCCUCAGACAGACAGCUUCGCCCUCAGAGGUAAGCUCCGUCUUUCAAGGAGGGGGGGGUGUGGCAUACUGCGUAGCCACACGGGCCCUGCAGGGCCCGUCCCGCACUUUCAGCCUAAAAG
Messenger RNA from Chara braunii, 5016 nucleotides. The record is from the annotation of a GenBank genome assembly. Lineage: Eukaryota; Viridiplantae; Streptophyta; Charophyceae; Charales; Characeae.